Eimeria tenella is the source of this 657-nucleotide messenger RNA. RefSeq lists its product as uncharacterized. The record is from RefSeq and is a predicted model, not a curated record. The transcript has a single exon. Bases 1 to 657 code for a protein of 218 amino acids. Gene Ontology annotation, molecular function: ATP binding; thiamine diphosphokinase activity. Gene Ontology annotation, biological process: thiamine diphosphate biosynthetic process. NCBI's taxonomy places the organism in Eukaryota, Apicomplexa, Conoidasida, Eucoccidiorida, Eimeriidae.
AUGCUGCCUGCUGCCAGGGGCGCUUUUGUUUUUCCUUUUAGGCCUCAGCUGCAUGCAAUGCAUGCGCUCCGAGCCCCAAGGGCCUCUGCAUGCAAGCCCCAAGGCUGCUGCAGCGCAGCAGCUGCGUUGAAGCCACCUGCUGCUGCUCAGCAAAGACGGAGCCACAGCAGCAGCAGCAGCAGCAGCAGCGGGCCCACGCAUAUUCUCGAUUUGCGUUUUCUGGAAGCGCUGCGCCCCGGCAGCGCCAAAUGGAAGGCAGUUCCUCCUGCUCCAGCCGCAGCAGCAGCAACAGCAGAAGCAGCAGCAGCAGCAGCAGCACCAGCUGCUGCUGCAGCAGAGGCUGGGCGUGUUGUGCUGCUGGUGCUAAACAGGCCGCUGCCUCCUUACUUUAAGGCGCUGCUGCAGCAAGCCUCUCUUGUCUUAGCAGCAGAUGGUGCUGCUAACCACCUGCGGCACAUUUACGAGCAGCAGCAGCAGCAGCAGCAGCUACAGCUGCAGCAGCAGCAGCAGCGCGGGCGCGCCGCAGAAGACUGUGGGGCGGGCGCAGCGGCUUCAGGUGUACGUACACUUCAGUGGCCCGCAUGCAUUUGCGGCGAUUUGGAUUCUUUAAAAGAAGAGGUGAAAUAUAAUAAUAAUUAUAAUUAUAAAUUUAAUUAG